This is a messenger RNA of Rhinichthys klamathensis goyatoka, 867 nucleotides long. Its product is annotated as RING finger protein 223. Gene Ontology annotation, biological process: protein ubiquitination. Gene Ontology annotation, molecular function: ubiquitin protein ligase activity. The coding region runs from base 59 to 742 and encodes 227 amino acids. NCBI's taxonomy places the organism in Eukaryota, Metazoa, Chordata, Actinopteri, Cypriniformes, Leuciscidae. The record is from RefSeq and is a predicted model, not a curated record. The transcript has a single exon.
UAAUAAUUAUAUAAAAAUUCAUGCUGCAUUUCAGAUUUUCUUCUGAGCACACAACAGGAUGGAGGAACCAGAAGUAUCCACAGCAACACGUAUGGGUUCAAUACGGCACCAACACGAGACAGUGGCCUCUGCUGAUGAUGAGGACAACGCCUGGGAUGUUGAUCCGGAAUGUUCAAUCUGCUUUUCCGCAUACGACAACUCCUUCAAGACACCGAAGCUUCUUGAAUGUACCCAUACCUUCUGUCUGGAAUGUCUGGCUCGUUUUGUAGCUAUUUCACCGGAGCAGGCAGGGACCCAGAUCACCUGCCCCCUUUGUCGGCAGCCAACGUCCGUGCCUGAGCAUGGUACUCCGGAUCUGGCCACCAGCCAGGAAGUUUUGGGUCAACUUCCAAGCGACCAGCAACAAGUGGAGAAAGUUUUCCUAGAUGGAAAGAGGCUGUGCUACUCAAACCCAAUGAUACCUAACUGUAUCUGCAUUGACAUUGGUGAGCAUAAAGCAGAAGAGCCGCCGAGGAGCGAGGAGAGAAGAGAGGGUUGUGGACACAGGUUGCUGCGAUUCUUAGGUUUUCAUGGGAACUGGAAGAGGCUUGUGGUCUUCAUCAUAGUGCUCCUCGUGGUCUUCUUUGUUAUACUGUGGCCCCUCCAGUGCGUUGUUAUCUCAGGCUCAAUGUCAGAAUGCUUCUUGGAACAACCAGUGAUUCCAACUACUCUCGGAUCUCCCAGACCUACAGAGGGUUCCUAAGACACGCAGGCGCACACAAGAAUUUUGAACAGUUUAAAUUUCACGAAUUGCAAAAGACAUUCAGAUGGUGUUGGCUUCAGUCUAAAAACAUGACUGACAGGAUGAUAGCGCUAUAGAGGCCAAAA